AUGAAAAUUACUGUAUCGUUGAAAGGUUUUCUGUUCAUUGUAUCAAUAAUUUUAACUAUAUUUGUCUCACCAACAUCAUGUCUAAGUUGUCCACCUGGCCCAACAGCAGUUGGUAUGUGUGGAUGUUGUAAUCGCGAUGCGAAAAAAAAUGAAACUUGCCAUACAGGCGAUGCUAAUUUUAUGGUAAUGAAUCCUGGAUUUGGUAUUUGUGUACCACAAGCAGAUCUUAGUUUCCUUCCAUCAUAUUAUUUGUGUGAACGUCGACAAAAUUAUGACGGUCAACAUUACUGUCUAGUCAGUGCUAACAAUCGUAAUUACAUAUAUCCAAUGUAUCAAUUUUGUUCAACGAAGUGUAUUGAUGUAAUCAAUUUUCCUUUAGAUCCGUAUAAGAUAUUGAACGAAAGUAAAAAACUCAAGACAACUGCAAAUCUUUUGAGUCCGCUGAAACGUAUACAAAUAAAAGCUGGUGGCUCAGCUGAAAAAUUAAAAUUAUCACAAGUAUAUGAUGAUGUUGUUGGAUUGAUUGUCAAAUGUGUCCCUGUAGCUGGUGAUUCUAAACCGUCAGCUAAUACUAAUUUCCAUUUGAUGCAAUCCAACAAUACUACAAUAGCUACUUUUAAUGGUAUAUUUAAAACACCAAUGAAAACUAUGAGUUGGACGACGUCAAAACCAAUUCAAGUAAAUCAGAUUAAUAUCGAUACAUUGUCGAACAGUAUCACUUGUACAAAUAUACAAUUACAAUAUCUCACCGCUGCUCAACCGAAACUGAAACCACCGGCUUUCAAAAAUCCAAAACUUCAAAAGUCUUCAAAAGAUUCCAAAAAACUUCAAAAAGCUUCUAAGACUUUAUAA
This is a messenger RNA of Rotaria sordida, 852 nucleotides long. The record is from the annotation of a GenBank genome assembly. Lineage: Eukaryota; Metazoa; Rotifera; Eurotatoria; Philodinida; Philodinidae.